Molecule: messenger RNA, 972 nt
Organism: Falco peregrinus (peregrine falcon)
Lineage: Eukaryota; Metazoa; Chordata; Aves; Falconiformes; Falconidae
Gene: MRPS23
Product: mitochondrial ribosomal protein S23
Exons: 5
Coding region: 105-677 (190 amino acids)
Biological process (GO): translation
Cellular component (GO): ribosome; mitochondrion
Molecular function (GO): structural constituent of ribosome
Source: RefSeq, a predicted model, not a curated record
CCCUUCGGCCGUUGGCUGCGCGCCCUGGCGGCGAGGGCGCGCGUUUCCGCUUCCGGGUGGAAGGGCAGGCGGCUGCUAGGGGAGGCCCGGCCGCCGGCGCAGCCAUGGCGGGCAACCGCCUGCAGAAGAUAGGGAGCGUGUUCAGCCGGACCCGCGACCUGCUCCGCAUCGGGGUGAUCGAGAAGCCGCUGUGGUUCGAUGUCUACGUUGCCUUCCCCCCGCUGAGGGAGCCCGUCUACCGGGUGCCGCGGCCGCGCUACGGCAAGGUGAAGGAUGUCAUCCCGCCCAUCUUCUACCGGGAGGACGAAGUGCGAGCGAGAUUUUACAGAGUUUAUGGCAGUGGUCCGAGACCUAUCGACCUGUUGCAAUCAAACUACAAAUCUACUUGCCAGAGGUUUGUUGAGAAAUUCAAUGAGCUGAAGGAAGAAGGAAAAAUUGAAGAGGAAAAAUUAUUUGAAGAAACAGGAAAAGCCCUUUUAGCCAGUGGGAUAAUUUUACAGAGAAGAGGAACAGAUAAAGUAGUACAACAGGAUCAUCAGCAUGUUGAAACCAGGGAUUCUGCGUUACACCUACGGCUUCAAACUGUGUUGGAGGAGAUGCAGGAAAAGAAGAAAGACCAGGAGGAGCAGAUGCCAGAGCAGGCAGAAACACAGAAGGAGAAUCCCUUACCCUCCUGACAGCCAUGCUGUUGUUCUGUGACACCAAGCCGCAGCAUGUGCACUGGCUGUAGCAGUCACCUGCUCAGGAGCUGGCAAUUCUGCCUCCACAACCUGCUGGUGAUGAGACAUUUUCUUGGGGGGAAUAUGCCUCAGUUUUCCGGCUCUAGUGCCUUCCGUGAUCGUGUAUGUGGCAUGCGUUCUUAUUUUCUCAAAAAAUAAUUCUUUUUGAGGUUCAAAGCUGUUACUUCAGAUUGUGGGUUGGAAAAUACGAGUAUGAACGUGGACAAUUAAACAUUUUCUUUGAAAAUCGGAA